AAAAAAAAGCGUAACUCCUGCAGAAACAACCCCUGCAUGUAUUCUGCUAUACGUAUCACGUAUUUAUUGCAAAAUAAUUUCGUGUGCAAAUGUGCAGAUUAAAACUAGUUUGUGACGUACCAGGGACAUUGUUAACAGAAUUAUUUCGUGAGGUGCACAAGAUGAUUCGUUGCAUUGUAACAUGUGGGCUAAUAAUUGUACUUACUAAACAAAAUCCGAUAUAAACAGAGGAAAACAGACAAGUGCUUGACAAAUUGGAACCAGUCUGGUCGGUCCAUUUGGAACAUCAACCAAAAAGAUGUUUGACAAUCUGAAUCAGACACAUUAUGCUGCCGAAAGAAAUGUUGUACGAUGGCACCCCCAAGAAGAUGAACUCGAUUGGUUACCAGCAGGAAUUUGGAGGUUACAAAAGAGGAAAUUUCUUGAACAUUGGAGGACCCCACGAGAAAAUAUUGGAAUGCAGAUAAUGUCUUCACAUGGGCGUGAUCAAUAAAGGCUGUCCAAAGUUCACGGCAGGGAAUUGUGCAACUCUUCAGGGCAACCUGUGUGCUGCGCUUUAAAGUAACUUUUGGACAAGGGCAGCGCUGUUUUUGUUUUUAGCACGAGGAGGAAUCAUGCAGAUCAACAUUUGGGGGAUCCACGUGGCUUGCUUGGCAGUCAGUCUCGGCUUUUCCAGCGGUUUUCUCAACACAGCCAGACCAAGUAUACCGAGGAUUGCCAAAUACUUUGGCACAAAAGGCCGAUACGAGGAAGUGAAUCCAUAUCUUUUAGACGACAUCCUGGCUGUCAACACGUCCAUCCUGCGGCCUCCGUUUCCACAAUGUCGUCCCGUUCAUCUGACCGCCAUUAUAAGGCACGGAACCAGAUACCCUACGAGCAGUAUCUUCAAGUAUAUGGAACAGAUGUACGAGGCGGUGAAAAGCGCCGCGCCUGGCAAAGAGAGCUGGGUAUGUGAGAUCCAGGACCAAUGGCGGAUGUGGUAUCCUCAGGACACGGAUGGUCGGCUGGCCCGGAAAGGCGUGGAUGAUCACAAACAUCUGGCGGUCAGGCUGUCCAAGCUGUUCCCCUCGCUUCUUUCCGAGGAGAACCUUCGAGGAGGAUUCGUGAAGUUUAUAACCAGCUCCAAGCACAGGUGCAUCAAUAGCACGCUGUCCUUCGUGGGAGGCCUUACGGAACUGUGGGACAUUCAAGAUCAGAAGUUUGACUACGAGGUGAACGACGCACUGAUGAAGUAUUUUAGCCAGUGCGCCAAGUUUGUGAAGGACGUCGUCAGGAACCCCUCAGCUCUGUUGGAGGUCGACAAGUUCAAAGAAGGACCGGAGAUGAGGAGGGUCCGGGAGAAGAUUGGGGACCAACUCACAGUCCCCUAUAACAACAUCACAGCCGACAUGGCCGACGCCGCAAUGAACCUCUGCGCCUACGAGUUGGCCAUCAGGAACGUUAACUCUCCCUGGUGUGAGUGCUUGGACGACGUUGAUGCGCAGGUAGUGGAGUAUGCGAACGACUUGAGACAGUUCUGGAAGAGAGGCUAUGGCCAUGAUAUUAACAGAAUGUCGAGCUGUAUUCUUUUCCAUGAUGUCUUCAGCCGUCUUGACAAAGUAGCCAGCGAGCGCCUGUCCGGCCAGCAGGUGACCGAAGCAGUGACGAUCCAGGUAGGCCACGGGGAGACCCUCCUCCCGCUCUACACCCUACUGGGCUUCUUCAAGGACGACGAACCCCUGACGUCGUCAAACUACGCCUCCCAAAGGCAACGAUCUUUCCGCCCCAGCUUAAUGCUACCGUACGCGGCUAACCUGCUACUAGCGCUGUACGACUGCGAGGAAGGAGACUUGAGGUUGCAGCCGCUGAUCAAUGAGAAACCAGUGACCUUCCCCGGUUUGACCGAAGGUCAACAGUCGUCUAUGCCGCUCUAUCGAGACGUCAAAGAACACUACAAGGAGCUGAUCCACGGAUGUGACUUUGAGACAGAAUGUGAACUGUUUACUAGGCCUAACCAGUUUUCAAUCAAGGAUGCCUUGUAGAAGCUACGACGUCUUAAGAAGAAAACUUUCACAAGACAGCAACAACUCUGGAGAUAAAACAUGAGGUGAAGGAACAUAACAUUUUAAUGUAAAAAGUGGAUCGAAACAUGAGGCAAAACAAACUGCAGAUGGAAUUCUGUCUGGGUAAUAAAAGAAAAAUCAGCCAGAAUAAACGGGAAUAGGAAUGACAUUGUUUACAACACAAGUGCGUAAAUAUUUAUUACAUGUACUAAUACAGUGGUACACGAGAUAAAACACUUGUAACUCAAAUCAUCUUUUCCAGAUCAUAUUGUGGAUUGUAAAGAGGAAAAAUAGCACACCAUCAUAUAUUACUGUAUAAAAAAAUGGGAAAUACAGUGUAAAGCAUUGAAGAUUUUGUACAUCAUGAAUAAAUGCUGCAAUCAAAUACA
Syngnathoides biaculeatus (alligator pipefish) is the source of this 2431-nucleotide messenger RNA. RefSeq names its product multiple inositol polyphosphate phosphatase 1-like. The record is from RefSeq and is a predicted model, not a curated record. Bases 615 to 2021 code for a protein of 468 amino acids. Lineage: Eukaryota; Metazoa; Chordata; Actinopteri; Syngnathiformes; Syngnathidae. The transcript has 6 exons. Gene Ontology annotation, molecular function: inositol phosphate phosphatase activity; acid phosphatase activity.